Messenger RNA from Adelges cooleyi (spruce gall adelgid), 2273 nucleotides. It is a transcript of the gene barc, whose product is annotated as HIV Tat-specific factor 1. The record is from RefSeq and is a predicted model, not a curated record. Gene Ontology annotation, cellular component: U2 snRNP; U2-type spliceosomal complex. Lineage: Eukaryota; Metazoa; Arthropoda; Insecta; Hemiptera; Adelgidae. Gene Ontology annotation, biological process: mRNA splicing, via spliceosome. Bases 412 to 2010 code for a protein of 532 amino acids. Gene Ontology annotation, molecular function: RNA binding. The transcript is spliced from 9 exons.
GAACUUUAAAUUGGUAUCUGCGGACUACUAAUUCAAAAGUCAGCCUACACAGUUAAAAUUUGCAUAUAACAUAUUUGUUGAAUUCAUCGUUACCAGGUUUGGUAACAAUAAAUAAACCUAAAUUGGCAAAAAAAUAAACUGUUGAUUUUUAUCUACUGAUUUAUUAUAAUUAACAUAAAAAACCACAAAGAGCAAGCAAAUGAGAAUAGCUGUGCAAAGAACUACUGUUUUAUCAACAGCGUCACGACCACCACAGUGUGGUAUAACGGUACACUCGCAUAAUUUUCCAACAAUAAUUCUUAAAGUUGAGGUCGCUAUACCUUUAGAACUAGAAAAGUCAAUGAAUUUCUUCAGAUACUCUAAAAAUCUUUUAAAAAAGAUUAAUCUAGCUGUAAAUGAUAACUAUUUAAAAUGGAGACAACAUCUACUUCAGAAGAGCCUAAAUCUAUUGAAAGAACUGACAGCAGUAACUAUAAAUAUGUUGAUAAUGUAUGCAUCUAUACAGAGCCGAAUUCUAAAAAAGAAUACACAUGGGAUAAAGAAAAAAAUACAUGGAUAGAAAAUGGCUUUGAAAAUUAUGAAUUUGAUGAUAUUCAUAAGACGUACACAUACACUGAUAAACAAACAAAUACUACUUAUUUGUGGAAUCUAAAGGAUAAUAAAUGGGAGGUCAAAAAUAAAGAAACUAUUAGUCUUGUUGAAGAAAAAGCAGAUGAAAAUGUCGAUGAAGAAUUUGAUGAUGAUGAGGAGGACGACGAUGAUGGUUUUGAUGGUAGAAAAGAGAAAAAACGACGCACAGUAAAACGUCAAGAUAUGAGUAAAGGAAAGUAUGGUCACGAUGGUAAUACACAAACAUAUACAGACCCAGCGGACGGCACUGUUUAUAUCUGGGACAAAGAAAAAAAUGCUUGGUUCCCUAAGAUCGAUGAUGAUUUUUUGGCCCAUUAUCAACUAAGUUAUGGAUUUGGUUCAAGUAAUGUUAACACUGUUGAACAGAAAAAUUAUUCUCAAACAAACAGUCUAGAGUGUCCAAAUAUAGGAAAUCAAGCAAAACUAAAUUCUAAUGAUAAAGUUAAAACAGUUGAAGAGGAUAAAACUGAAGCAGUAAAACAAAAACUACCACAAUCUACUGAACCUAAUUGGUUUGAAGUUGAUGAAGAACAUAAUACAAAAGUUUAUGUUUCUAAUUUGCCUUUGGAUAUAUCUGAACAAGAGUUUAUCGAUUUGAUGCAAAAGUGUGGCUUGGUCAUGAAAGAUUUAGAUACUGGUCGAAUGAAAGUUAAGUUAUAUACAGAACGAGGUACAGACAUCCUUAAAGGUGAUGCUCUUUGUACUUAUAUCAAGAGGGAAUCUGUAGACUUGGCGUUGAAGUUACUUGAUGGUUACAAAUUACGUGAUAAGGAAAUUCACGUUGAACUAGCAAAGUUCACAAUGCGUGGUGAAAAAUAUAACCCUGCGUUGAAACCAAAAAAAAAGAAAAGAAAAGAUAAAGAAAAAAUGAAAAAAAUUCAAGAAAAGUUAUUUGACUGGAGACCAGAUAAAAUGAGAGGAGAGCGAGGAAAAAACGAGAGUAUUGUGAUUGUAAAAAAUUUAUUUGAGAAGGAAACAUUCGAUAAUGAUGUCGCAUUACUUUUAGAAUACCAAAAAGAUCUCAGAGAAGAAUGCUCAAAGUGUGGUGUUGUAAAAAAAGUAAUAGUAUACGAUAGGCAUCCGGAUGGUGUGGCGCAAAUUAAUUUUAAAGAACCUGAUGCGGCAGACGCUUGUGUUCAAUUAUUAAACAACCGAUGGUUUGGACAAAGACAAAUAACUGCAGAGAUAUGGGAUGGAAAAACAAAAUAUAAAGUCAUUGAAACACCUGAUGAAACAGAAGAGCGGCUGAAGAAAUGGGAAACGUAUUUACUUUCAACAGGUAAUACUGAAACAAACGAUGCUCACGAAUCAGAUGAUGAUUCAGUGAAAACAAAAAGUGAUGGAGAAAGUGAUGACGAAGUUCAACCAGUUUCUGUUUAACUUUUAAAAUUAAUAUAACAUAAUUAUUCUUUUUAAUAUAAAUUAUAAUAUAUUAAUGAGAAUAACAAAUUUUUUUUUUUUAAAGAUAAAAAAUUAAUAAUAAAUAUAUUUCACAGUAUGUAUUAGAGAUUAUAAUAUAGAUUUUAGUUAGUCCUCGCCAGCAGGUAUAGCAUCUUCAAGUCUUUUAUUGAACUUAAUUCUAAGUUCAGUAGCUAAAUCUCCUUUAAGUUGGUCUUGUGCAAACCAACAUGAUACAUCCAUUU